Ascochyta rabiei is the source of this 1611-nucleotide messenger RNA. RefSeq lists its product as uncharacterized. Gene Ontology annotation, cellular component: membrane. Gene Ontology annotation, biological process: carbohydrate transport; transmembrane transport. The record is from RefSeq and is a predicted model, not a curated record. NCBI's taxonomy places the organism in Eukaryota, Fungi, Ascomycota, Dothideomycetes, Pleosporales, Didymellaceae. Bases 1 to 1611 code for a protein of 536 amino acids. Gene Ontology annotation, molecular function: carbohydrate:proton symporter activity. The transcript has 2 exons.
AUGGCUACGGUGCAGGCUUCCGCUAAGACGGAGGCGGUACCACGGCCAGGCUCUGUUGAUGGCGGCACUCACUCAACGCAGCAGCAGCUCGUCGAGGCUGCCGUCGCCAGCUCUGAAGCUGAAAUCAAGCUGCCACGUAUGGAACUUUUCAAGCGCUACCGUCCCGCCGCCAUAUACUCCGCGCUUUUAUCCAUGGCUCUGAUCAUGGAGGGGAUGGAUGUCGGUCUCAUCAACAACUUCUUCGCCCACCCUGCCUACCGUCGGAGGUUUGGCAACGAUUACAACGUGAAAGGUGAACUGGUUGUCUCAACCCAAUGGCAAACGAUCAUCGGAGCCGGUAACAACGUUGGCUCUAUCCUCGGUCUCCUGGUCAACGGUUGGCUUCAGUCUCGCUACGGUUCUCGCAGGGUGUACUUGGGAGCGAUGGUGCUCAUGGCAGCCACCAUUUUUAUUCUCUUUUUCGCGCAGAAUGUUGAAAUGCUUCUCGUCGGUAACAUCUUGUGCGGUAUUCCCUGGGGUAUCUUCCAAACUCUUACGACCGCCUACGCUGCCGAAAUUGCCCCCACCGCGAUGCGUGGCUACCUGACUGCCUGGGUGUCUAUGUGCUGGGGCGCUGGCUCCUUUCUGGCCGCUGGUGUGCUUAAAGGCACCAUCGACAUUCAAGGCAAUGCCGGCUGGCAGAUCCCCUACGGUCUCCAGUGGAUGUGGGUCCCCCCUUUGUUCCUCGUCGCCUGGUUCGCUCCCGAGUCGCCCUGGUAUCUCAUCCGCCGUGGCAAGAUUGACGAGGCUGAGAAGAGUCUGCACCGCUUGGCUCGCCCAGGGCACUACACAGAGCAGUCAAUGCGUGAGACUCUUGCCCUCAUGAAGCACACUAAUGAGAUGGAGAGACUGGAGGCCAAGAGCGCUAGCUAUGCAGACUGCUUUCGUGGCGAGAAUAAGCGCCGUACAUACAUCGUCAGCAUGGCCUGGCUCAUUCAGAUCUUCAAUGGGCAGUCCAUCACCAACUAUGCCGCAACAAUGCUUCGUUCCAUCGGCAUGAGCGCUACCGACGCCUUCAGCUACACUAUGGGUAUUCAGUCAGUCAACAUCUUCGCCACCAUAAUCGCCAUUGCCCUCAUGGGCUCAGUUGGCCGCCGCACCUUCUACCUUUAUGGCUCGGCGUCCAUCGGCCUCUGCAUGCUUGUCGUUGGUAUCAUGGGCUUUGCCAUCAAAUCGGCCUCGGACGUUGCCAUCCCCGUUGCCGUCUUUCUCAUCUUUGUCCAAAUUGCUUUCAAGAUCUCUCUCGGCCCGACAACCUAUGUUAUAGCGGGCGAGAUGGCCUCGUCUCGCGUUCGCGCCCAAACCAUCGUCAUUGGUCGUUCUCUCUACGUCUGCGGCCAGAUCGCUGUCCAGCAGCUCAACCCCCGCAUGCUCAACAACGAUCCCACUGCAUGGAACUGGGGUGCAAAGACUGGUAUGUUUUACUUUGGCUUUUGUCUGCUCUGGGUGGUCUGGAUCUUUUUCUUCCUUCCUGAGACAAAGGAUCGAAGCUUCGCCGAGAUCGAUUACCUUUUCAAGAAGAAGACGUCUGCCCGCAAGUUUCGUGGUGCGCCGGUCGACUGUAAGUUCUAG